AUGAAAUCACAAAAUAAAUUACUUUGUAGGAAACUUGAUCCCGUAGAAGUAAAGUCUUUCCUCAAUGAUAAGAUUCUUAUCUAUCAGAAGAAAUUAGAAUGUUAUGAGAAAAGAUCCCGGUUUAGACUAGAAAAUAGGAAGUUUGAGUUGUAUCGUGGUAAGUUCUACAGAGAAUUAGAAAGUAUUAAGAUAAAUCAUCAUAAUGUUAAUGUUGAGGACAUAAAGAAUUUCUGGAGUUCAAUGUGGAAAAAGGACACUAAGACCAAAGAGCCUAAAGUAUACUCAGAAUAUGUAAAUGAAGUGGUCUCAUUGGUCAAUAAAAACGAUAAAAGAUUCCUUAGCUACUCUGAAUUCUUAGAAAUAGUUUCAAGAUUACCAAAUUGGAAGGCUGCUGGACCGGAUGGAAUUUAUAACUUCUUUGUGAAGAAACUGACAUCAAUUCAUGAAAUCAUGUAUAAUCUUAUUAAGAAGCAAUGUUUAGAUGGAUUUAAAGAAGAAGAAUGGUUGUAUAAGGGAUUAACAUAUCUUAUUCCGAAAGAAGAAUGUCAUAAAGGUGAAAAUCAGCUAGGAACUAUCAGAAGCAUACAAGGAGCUAAAGAACAAGCCAUGCUAAAUAUAUCUUUAAAUAUGGAGCAUGAUAACAAACUUAAAUCUUGUUGGAUUGAUGUUAAGAAAGCUUUUGACUCAAUCGAACAUGACUACUUGCUAGAAUGCUUAAAGAAUCUUAAUUUUCCUAUAUGGAUUCUCAAUUUUGUAAAAAAUAUUACCUCUAAAUGGAGCAUUGAUGUCUUGAUGGACAAUAAAAAACUAUUUACAAAUAAAAUCUCUAAAGGAAUCUUACAAGGUGAUAGCUUGUCCCCCCUUCUAUUCGUAAUUUGUAUGGAUCCUUUGAGUAAGAAACUGAAUAGCAUUUAUCCAAUGGUAAAUGUAGAAAUUGAAAAAGACAAAUCUUACAUGACCAACCAUCUACUCUUUAUAGAUGAUAUCAAGCUUAUUUCUAAGGAUAAGGAAAUAUUAAAAAGAUUGAUGACAGAGGUUAUGAAGUUCUUUGAAUUAGUAGGUCUAGAGAAAAAUAAGGAAAAGUCUGCAACUAAUUGUAGAGCAUUAGAACUAGAAGCAAACUUUAUUGACAAUAGAAAUUUCUAUAAAUAUCUUGGUGUAACAGAAUAUAGUAACAGAAUUUUGAAUAUAGAACCUGAGGUAUUUGAAGGCAUUGACGCACAAAUAAGACUUAUCCUUAUAAAAAAUGGAAUUCAUCUGCAACCAGCAUGCAAGGAAAAAUUAUAUCUGAGUAGAAAAGAAUUAGGUAGAGGAUUGUGUAGCCUGGAGUUUAAAAGUGAAAGAGAGUAUCUAAGAGUAAAGUAUAACUUAUCUAAUAAUAAUACUUUAAAAGACUUAUAUGACUCCCAAAGGAAAAACUUAUAUAAUAAAAUUAAUGCGAAACCAGUCCAUAAAAUAUUAUAUAAGGCAGAAGAGAAUCAAAUGGUAUCCAUCUUAGAUUCAUCAAUAUGGCUAAGCAGAGGUAACGUACAGGCAAAAAGUGAGGGUAUAAUGUGUUACGUCCAAGAUAGAAAUAUGUUCAAUUCGGACAAACAAAUAUGCCCCCAUUAUAAAGCAAGUAGGAAAACCGUUGACCAUCUAGCUACCAGAUGCGAACAGAUGCUAGACCAUGACUAUAUGAGAAGACACAACGAAAUAGUCAAAUGUCUACACCUCCUUUUGUGCAAGAAAUACAACAUAAAAGCAGCUAAGAGACUCCGAGGUCACUCUGUCCAACAAGUCGUUUCAAACGGACAAACAGAAAUCAGAGUUGACACUACAAUUAGAACUGAUAUAACAGUUAAGUGCAAUAAACCAGAUAUACUGGUUGAAUCUGAGAAACUUAGAAAAUAUGACAUACUAGCUAAUAAAUUGACUCAAAUAUAUAGCUUUCAAACAAAAAUAAUUCCAUUUGUUUUGACCUGGGAUGGUAUCGUUACAAAAUACCACAGAAAAUAUAAAGAAGCUCUUAAUAUUCCUUUCAAUCUGGAAGCAUACAUUCAGUAUGUAUCUCUUAAGAAAACAAUGGAAAGCAUAUCCAUGGACUUCAGAAGACAGGAUGUAGACUUGAAAGAUUUUGACGAGGUGAAUUUAAUAGCUGAAACAGUGGUAAGCUCUGGUGUUUGUGAUUCAAAUAAGAAUACUUUUCUUGGCGAAAAAACUAAAUUUCCACAUUGUAAAGAAAAGAGAAGAACUGUUGAUCAUCUUGCAACUAGAUGUGAUAGAAUGCUUAGCUUUGACUACACUAGGCGUUAUAAUGAAGUUGCUCGAAGCAUACACUUACAACUUUGUCAGGCGUACAAUCUCAAAGCAUCAAAAAAGCUUCAAAAUCAUUCUGUGCAGGAGGUACUUAGCAAUGAUAAGAUAGAAAUUAGAGUAGACACUAAAAUUUCCACAGAUGUAAAAAUCCAGCAUAACAAGCAUGACAUAUUUGUAUACGACAAAAUAAAAAAAGAAAUAACCUUAAUCGAGGUCGGUAUUACAAGUCAGGAAAAUUUACAGUCUGUGGAGAGUGAAAAGAUGAGAAAAUAUGAUCUUUUAGCUAACGAAUUGGGUCUUAUAUACAAAGCUAAAACAAAAAUUAUUUCUUAUAUUAUGACAUGGGAUGGACUGGUGACUAUCUUUCAUAAAACAUAUGUUAGAGUGCUUGGCAUAUCAACCUCGACUGAUUAUAUACAAAGAGGUCAGAAUGAAGGAGGAACGGCUUUGUUAGAUAUAGAGGAUAAAUAUGGAGGCUUAUGCUGUAAUGUAGAUGUAAAGCAUUCUAAAUCUAAGUUUGUCACUAACAAGUAA
This is a messenger RNA of Polistes dominula (European paper wasp), 2832 nucleotides long. RefSeq lists its product as uncharacterized. The record is from RefSeq and is a predicted model, not a curated record. Lineage: Eukaryota; Metazoa; Arthropoda; Insecta; Hymenoptera; Vespidae.